Messenger RNA from Penicillium canescens, 648 nucleotides. RefSeq names its product 60S ribosomal protein uL29. The record is from RefSeq and is a predicted model, not a curated record. Gene Ontology annotation, molecular function: mRNA binding; structural constituent of ribosome. The coding region runs from base 75 to 449 and encodes 124 amino acids. NCBI's taxonomy places the organism in Eukaryota, Fungi, Ascomycota, Eurotiomycetes, Eurotiales, Aspergillaceae. Gene Ontology annotation, cellular component: cytosolic large ribosomal subunit; ribosome. The transcript has 4 exons. Gene Ontology annotation, biological process: translation; maturation of LSU-rRNA from tricistronic rRNA transcript (SSU-rRNA, 5.8S rRNA, LSU-rRNA).
CACAACCAGUCGCAAUUUGACCCUCGGACAUCUUCAAUUCUCAACGUCGACAACCCUCACAAAUCGCCGCCACUAUGUCGUCCAAGGUCAAGGCCGGUCAGCUCUGGGGCAAGAACAAGGAUGAGCUCGCCAAGCAGCUCGAGGAGUUGAAGCUGGAGCUCAACCAGCUCCGCGUUCAGAAGAUCUCCAGCGGCGCUUCCACGAAGACCCAGAAGAUCGGCGAGGUUCGCAAGUCGAUCGCUCGUGUCCUCACCGUCAUCAACGCCAACCAGCGCGCCCAGCUGCGUCUGUUCUACAAGAACAAGAAGUACCUUCCCCUCGACCUCCGCCCCAAGCUCACCCGUGAGAUCCGCCGCCGUCUCACCAAGCACGAGGCUACCCGCACCACCGUGCGUCAGCAGAAGCGCGCCACCCACUUCCCCCAGCGGAAGUACGCUGUUAAGGCUUAAACGCAGAACUUGUUCGGAUAUGGAGUUUUGUGGGAAGACGUUGCUGGCCUUGGACACAAGCAGGACGUGACAGUGUGGACCCGAGAGCUUGUGGAGGGGUCGGUUUUCUCUUUUUUUUACAUCCAAAAAAUGGAAUUUGAUUAUGUAUCUAAAUAGGAUGCAAAUCGACUCUUGACAUGACAUGACUUAGACAUUUUCU